AUGAAUUGCACUCCUUUAACAUGGUCAUCAAGUACAGCUGAUAAUCUUAGUCCUACUAUUAUCGUUUGUUCAAUUGCUCUUAUUAUUCAUAUUAUAUUUUGGAUUCAACUUAUACCAUUUUCAUCAUUAAGAAAAAAAAAUUUGAUGUGGUUAUAUGCAUAUUUAAUAACAGAUUUCUUUCUUCUAGCACGAUUUUUUAUUUUAUAUAGUAUGCGUCGUUGGCGUGUAUGUUUAUAUUCAACAUUACGGAUAGUUUUAUGUUAUUGGGAAGCAUCAUCAAAAUUUUAUAUGAAUACAGUACAAAGUUAUAUUUUAUUAGCAUUAAAUAUAUGUCGUUGUGCACAGAUUAUUUUUAAUCGAAAUGUUUUUGUACAAAAUCCUCGUUUAAUUACAUUAACACAUUUUUUAAUUUAUAUAUUACCAGCAUUAAAUGUUAUGAUACAAUUUCUUGCUGAUUGGACUACAUUAUGGCGUAGAACAGGUGAAGCUUGUGAUAUACAAUAUGAAUCAUUAUCUGUACAGAUAUUUAAUUUAUUUUUUGUUUAUAUUAUUCCAAUUGCUUUUAAUUUUAUUAUUAUUGGAUUAUGUAUUCGUCAUGUAAGUUCAAUAAGAGAUAUUCGUAGUCAACAAAUAAUUAAUCUUCGUCGUAAAUAUAAAAAAAAUCUUUUAAUUCAAACAAUUAUAUUUUAUUCAAUUUGGCUUGUAUUAUGGAGUCCAAAUGUACUUGCUUUUCAAUUUAUAAAUAUUAAUACUCAACCUGUUUCAAAUGAAGUUCCAGAACAUCCAGUUCUUUCACCUGUAUCUGGUUGUAUUUAUGAAAAACGUUUAAUUAUUAAAUAUCUUCAUGAAUCUCCAACAGAUCCAAUUAAUGGACAACCAUUAACAGAAGAACAAUUGAUUGAUGUUAAAGUUACACCAUUAAGUAAACCAAAGCCACCAUCAGCUACAAGUAUUCCAGCUAUACUUAAAAUGUUACAAGAUGAAUGGGAUGCUUGUAUGUUACAUAGUUUUACACUUCGUCAACAAUUACAAACAGCACGACAAGAACUUUCACAUGUAAUGUAUCAACAUGAUGCUGCUUGUCGUGUUAUUGCACGUUUAAAUAAAGAAGUAACAGCUGCUCGUGAAGCUUUAGCUACACUUAAACCACAAGCUGGUAUUUCACAAACAAUACCAAUGCAUCCACAUGAACAAUCGACACAAAUUUCACAACAUGCAGCAGCUAGUAUUAGUGGUGAUAGUACUCAAAUAUCAGCAUCAACAGCUGAAGGAAUGACGGAUGAAAUCAUUCAAAAAUUACAAGAUAAAGCAUCUGUAUUAACACAAUUACGUAAACAACGUGGUAAACGUGUACCAGAAGGUUUAACAAGCAUUGAUGAUAUGAGAAAUUUUCGUUGUUCAGCAACACAUACUGCAUUACAUAGUGCUAGUAAUCCAGGUAUUCUAGCUCUUGAUAUAUCACCAAAAAAUUCCAGUAUUAUACUUACUGGUGGUAAUGAUCGUCAAGCUGUUGUAUUUAAUAAAGAUAGUGAACAAGUUAUUGCAACACUAAAAGGUCAUCAAAAAAAAGUUACACAUGUUAUUCAUCAUUUUGAUGAAGAUAUUGCAAUAACAGGAAGUUCUGAUUCAAGUAUUCGUGUUUGGCAUAUUCCAUCAGCACAAUGUCUUAAAAUUCUUAAAGCACAUGAUAAUGCAAUAACAGGUCUUUCAUUACAUCCAACUGGUGAUUAUGUUUUAUCAAGUGCAAAUGAUACUUAUUGGGCUUUAUCAGAUUUACGUACUGGAAAAUUAAUAACUAAAGUUCAAGAUACAACUUCACAAAGAGGAUUAACAUGUGCACAAUUUCAUCCUGAUGGUAUUAUAUUUGGUAUUGGUACACAAGAAAGUUUAAUUAAAAUUUGGGAUUUAAAAGAAUGUAAUAAUGUUGCUGAUUUUCCUGGUCAUACCGGAAGUAUUAAUGCAAUUGCAUUUUCUGAAAAUGGUUAUUAUUUGGCAACUGCAGCUCAAGAUGCAUCAAUUAAAUUAUGGGAUUUACGUAAAUUAAAAAAUUUUAAAACUAUUACACUUGAUGAUCGUUAUGAAGUAUGUGAUCUUGUUUUUGAUCAAAGUGGAAUGUAUCUUGGUGUAGCUGGUACUGAUAUUCGAGUAUAUCAAGCAAAACAAUGGGAUUUACUUAACGUAUUUAAGGAUCAUACAGCUUUAGCAACUGGUGUUCGAUUUGGUUCAAAUGCAAAUUAUAUAGCAAGUUCAAGCAUGGAUCGUUCACUUAAAUUCUAUCAACAAUUAUCCCAAGAAUAA
Molecule: messenger RNA, 2298 nt
Organism: Rotaria sp. Silwood1
Lineage: Eukaryota; Metazoa; Rotifera; Eurotatoria; Philodinida; Philodinidae
Source: the annotation of a GenBank genome assembly